Aspergillus calidoustus is the source of this 1593-nucleotide messenger RNA. The record is from the annotation of a GenBank genome assembly. Lineage: Eukaryota; Fungi; Ascomycota; Eurotiomycetes; Eurotiales; Aspergillaceae.
AUGGAUGCCUUGAUAUUUUAUGCGAUUGCUGCUGGCGGCAUAUUUGCCUUAUUUUUCCUAGUCAGGUUUCUGGUGUUUCUCUCCAAUAGGACUCAUUUAUUCACCAUUCCUGUAUCACGACAUUUUACUCUCCCUGUGCUUGUUGCUCAGCACCGAUUCCUUGGUCCUUGGACAAGGGCCGAAGUUUUCCUCUAUAUAACAUAUAUUGUGAUCAAUAUCUUCCUGGUCUUUUUUCGGGCGGGGGCGAUGACUGAUAUCAGCCGUCGGGCAGGGACCCUGGCUCUCAUCAAUUUGAUCUUCCCUCUAUCAACGAUCCACAUCAGCUCCUUGGCUGAUCUCCUCGGCAUUUACUUACAGACCUGCCAAAAGAUCCACCGCGCGACCAGCUGGAUGGUUAUUGUCUUAAUCUCUGUCCACAUUGUUAUGAGCCUGGCCAAGGGGCCCCAGUUUCUGCUUUCCGAGUCACGAAACCUCUAUACUACGAUUGGUGCUGGAUCUUUAGGCGCUUUGACUCUCCUUUCCCUUCCUUUGUGUCGCCGUUGGUCAUACGAGGUCUUCCUCCGGGGACAUCAGGCUCUGGUAGGGCUUUUUGUCUACGGCGUUUGGCGCCAUCUCCCCAUUCGGGAUCGUCUUCCCGGAGUGUACCUCACUGUUGCCCUAGCACUCCUUGGGCUGAAUCUCGUUGUACCGCUGCUCUUUUUCCUCUAUCGAAACGGCCUGCUUGCGGGUCGCGGUGCUCCAAGAGCGAUAUUGUCAUAUGCAUACCAAGGGGCUACCAAGGAGGGCGGUGAUGAUGGCACCGUGUCCGCUAUCAGGGUCCGUUUGAGCUUGCCUCGGCCGCUCAAAGUGGACGCUGGUCAAUACAUCAACCUCUGGAUCCCAGGGGUCGGUCUAGGCGCAUGGACACAGACACAUCCUUUUGCGGUCACCUCGUGGUCCCGGGGUAAUCAGAAUACCUUUGAGCUUUUGGUGUGGCCGCGUCAAGGCCUUUCUAAAGACCUCCUCCGUCAUGUCCAAGCAGUUCCAGACAGUUCAAUUUCGUUCUUGGCGUUAUUCUCCGGCCCGCACGGAAUUAGCGAGGACGUCAGUCAUUGCGAAAGUGCUCUCGUCGUCGCCAGUGGUGUUGGGAUUGCGGCCGUGAUUCCGUAUGUCAAGAAAAUGAUCUAUGGUUAUAAUACUUGUACGUCCCAGGUUCGCCGUGUGCAUUUGGUGUGGCAGGUGGAGUCCAAGGAUGUGGCUAUCUCGGCGCAGGAACAACUUAAUCGACUGCUGGAAGAUGAUACCGUGGAUGAUGGCUACAUACUCCAUAUCUCCAUCUACGUGGAACGUGGUCUCAAACGCGAUCAGCAACAAUUAGGGAAGCACAAAAGGGCAUGUCUUUACCAGGGAGUACCACAUUAUGAAAGUCUUGUCGCGCUGGAGUCGUCCGGCGAGCUGAUUGAGCGACUGCCUAAUAUCCGAGAUGAGCAAGGCCAGCUACAGGUUCUGGUCUCCACAACUGAUACGAUACGUUUUCGCCUGCGGGAGAUCGUACGACAAUACCUCCACGAGCGAGUCAAACUUUCUGAGCUGGAGUAUCAACCGAGAGGUUGA